Molecule: messenger RNA, 665 nt
Organism: Argentina anserina (silverweed cinquefoil)
Lineage: Eukaryota; Viridiplantae; Streptophyta; Magnoliopsida; Rosales; Rosaceae
Product: zinc finger A20 and AN1 domain-containing stress-associated protein 1-like
Exons: 1
Coding region: 65-442 (125 amino acids)
Molecular function (GO): DNA binding; zinc ion binding
Source: RefSeq, a predicted model, not a curated record
UCGUCCAGAAGAACAAGAAAGAUUCUUUUUCCCCAUAUUCAUCAAGACCGCUUGAGAAGCAGAAAUGGCGUCGCAAAACAGCAUGGAUCGCCCACUUUGUGGAAAAGGUUGUGGGUUCUUUGGCUCUGUGGAAACCAAGAUGUGCUCGAAGUGUUACGCAGAUCAUCUGAAACAAGAGAUGAUUGCCCAGGCACUCUUGGUUUUCGAACUAUUCAACAACUCGGUAACUGCUACUACUCCGGCGGUGACGGAAUCAGGUGUGGAUAAUAGUACUGGAUCAACUGCAAGUACAAGAACUAGGUGCCACUGCUGCAACAAGAAGUUGGGACUGCUGGGCUUUCACUGCAAAUGUGGUGCUGUGUUUUGUGGAGAGCAUCGCUACCCGGAAAAGCACUCCUGCAGUUUGGAUCUCAAGACUGCCGGAAGGGAGGUUUUGGCCUAGCAAAACCCACUGUGCAAGGCUGAUAAGAUGAAAUCGAGAAUUUAGUUUACUAGAAUUUAGAAGAUGAUCGAUGAACUGAAGAACUUGUUGAUCAGAUAGUCGCAUAUAUAGAAUCGAUCUCUAUAAAAUUUAUAACAAAUCUGUUGUACCUUUCUAAUUGAAUUCAUCAUUUACAUGACUGUACAUCAGUUUCUACUUUCUACAAAUCAAACGUUGUUAUUUA